Diplodia corticola is the source of this 2664-nucleotide messenger RNA. Its product is annotated as aromatic amino acid aminotransferase. Lineage: Eukaryota; Fungi; Ascomycota; Dothideomycetes; Botryosphaeriales; Botryosphaeriaceae. The record is from RefSeq and is a predicted model, not a curated record. Gene Ontology annotation, biological process: aromatic amino acid catabolic process; L-tyrosine biosynthetic process. The transcript has 8 exons. The coding region runs from base 1 to 2664 and encodes 887 amino acids. Gene Ontology annotation, molecular function: pyridoxal phosphate binding; aromatic-amino-acid:2-oxoglutarate transaminase activity; oxidoreductase activity.
AUGACACCCAAGACUCUGCUCCAGCGCAAGGAAGUCAGUGAGACUCAAUGGGGAGUUGCGGCGCCAUGUACCAGCGAUAUCUUCAAGACUCGUUCUCACCAGCAUAAGCCGUUGUCUCUCAAGUGGGACCAUCGUUUAAGCCGUGAGUCGGCAAGUCGGACAGGAUCCUCCCUCAAGAAUGCCUUCAAGCACCUUCGCAAUACAGACGUUAUAUCACUGGGAGGCGGCCUUCCCUUGAGCGAAUACUUUCCCUUCGAGAGCAUGGACUUGGGUGUGCUAUCUCUCAACAGCCCCAACGGACAUGAAAACGCUCACCUUCAAUCCACUAAGCAUGACAUGUCAGAUGGGCUCAGCAUUUACGAUCUCACCGUUGCUUUGAACUACAGUCAAGGGAGUGGUUCAGCCCAGUUGCUCCGCUGGAUCACCGAGCACACCGAGAUGGUUCAUGACCCCCCGUACGCCGACUGGCAGUGCACCAUGACCAUUGGCAAUACCUCUGCGUUGGACAUGGCUUUGCGAAUGUUCGCUCACAGGGGAGAUUGUGUCCUAUCAGACGACUACACCUUUGCCACCGCCGUCGAAACCGCAACGCCAAUGGGAAUCAGCUUUGUGGGAGUGGAAAUGGACGACCAGGGCAUGAUUCCAGAUAGCCUGUGGGACACACUCGAGAAUUGGGAUGCAACAGCACGAGGAGGUUCGCCCAGACCCUUCCUGCUCUACACGGUCCCGACCGGCCAGAAUCCCACAGGCACUACUCAAAGCGUUCAGCGUCGCCGGAAUAUUUACUGCGUGGCCCAAAAAUAUGACUUGAUCAUCUUGGAGGACGACCCGUACUACUUUCUUCAACUAGACCCCUUCGUCACUGCAGAGGAAGACGUUGUGGUUCCGAUGGAGUGCCACCCAUCCGACCAAGUGCUCGAGAUGGUAGUCCCAUCCUACCUCAGCAUGGACACAGAUGGACGAGUUGUCCGCAUGGACUCGUUCAGUAAAGUCAUCUGUCCCGGUGCUCGGGUUGGCUGGAUCACUGCCUCCCAACAAAUCGUGGAACAAUACAAGCACCACGCUGAUACCUCAACCCAAAGCCCAGCCGGCCUGAGCCAGUUGGCCCUUUUCAAACUUCUUGACGAGCAAUGGGGCCAUGCUGGCUAUCUGGACUGGUUGCUCCAUAUCCGUAGGGAGUACACAAGGCGUCGGAACUUCACUCUGGCCGCUUGCGAGCGGUAUCUUCCUCGAAGGGUUGUGAGCUGGAAACCUGCUCAAGCAGGCAUGUUUCAAUGGCUGAGAGUGAAGGGUAGCAGCCAUCCUCAAGCUGGGACUAAAACUAUGGAAGAAAUAGAAGAGGAGAUAUGGCUUGAGAGUAUCAAGCAAGGGGCCCUUGUGGCGCGAGGGAGUUGGUUUCAUGUACCAAGUGGAAGGACGGAUGGUGACAUCUUUUUCCGAAUCACCUUUGCGGCCGCUUCUCUCGAUAACAUUGCUGAGGCAGUCUCACGUUUUGGGAAGGCUGUAACCCAGGUCUAUCAUCUAGAAAAUCACCGGCGCCGCGACAGCUGCCGACAGGAGAAAAGCCCCGUCUCCCCAAACCCAAACCCACCAGCGGCAGUAGACCCCAUCAUCAAGCCAACCCUCCCGACGCCAACCACCAUGACCAAAAUCACAAUCCUCGGCGCCGGCAUCGCCGGCCUCUCCAUCGCCGCACAGCUGCCAAAAACGCACGCCAUCACCAUCGUCGCGCGCGACCUGCCCGGCGACCACCCCUCCUCCCCGACGUGGGCCAGCCCGUUCGCAGGCGCCACCUGGCUGGGCAUGGACGGGUCGCCGGCGCGGGAGCAGCAGAUGCAGCGGGACGGCUUCGCGCACAUGUGGAAGAUUGCGGUGGCGGCGCCGGAGAGCAGCGUGAAGAGGGUUGAGAUGCACGAUCUGUGGGACGACGACGACGACGACAGGCGGCUGGAGGACGUGUGGUAUUAUGGGAGGAUGCCGGGGUUCCGCGUCAUGGACGGGGACGAGCUGCCGGAGGGCGUGGCGCGGGGGAUGUGCUACAUGAGUUGGGUGCUGACGCCGACGGUGUUUCUGUCGUGGUUGCGGGAGCGGCUCGAGGCGGCUGGGGUGGCGUUUAAGCGCGCGAACGUUCGGUCGUUGGCGGAUUUGAAGGGGAUGGGACAUGAUGUCCUGAUCAACGCUGCGGGGUGGGGAGCGAGGUUUCUGGGAGACGUGGCGGAUCAGGAUGUCGAGCAGGUUCGUGGCCAGACGGUGCUCGUGAGGACUGACUACGACAAAGUCUGGACUCGGAGGGGGAAGGACUAUACGUAUGUCAUACCCAGAGGCGAUGGAACGGCCGUUCUGGGUGGUAUCAAGCAGUAUGGGAAUACCGACACUUCGGUGGAUUCCAGUCUCAGAGACGACAUUCUCCGGCGUGUGCAUGAGGGUCUGCCCAAUGUCUUCCCGGAAAAGCCAUCGGAAUUUGACGUCGUUCGGGACAUUGUGGGGAUCCGGCCUCAACGGAAGACUGGGGUUCGCGUCGAGAAAGAAGAGCUUGACGGCCAAACGGUGGUUCACGCAUACGGUGCACCCGGAGGUGGCUAUGUUUACAGCUUCGGGCUGGCUCGAGAGGUGGCAAAGUUGGUGGACGAAAUCGAGUUGAAAGUGCCGAAGACGAAACUGUAG